AGCUCCCAGUGUCCCUUGAGGAGGUGAUGUCAACUUCUCUAAGGAGGAAUUAGCUCUGCCGGAUCCAAGGUAGAGGGCUCUCUCUUUCCAAGGAAGACAUGAUGGAGGAUUAGAGGCACGCGGCCUCUGUUGUUGAGGAUGUGCGGGAGAAAACAAAUGGAAAGAGCCCAUCAAGUAUCUGAGGAAAGUGAUAAGUGGCCAGACAUGGAAGAUAGUGUUGGGGAUCAAGAUGAGAUGAAUCAGCUGGAAGAAAACCAAAGAAAUAAAGAGAGGAAUAAAAGUCUGGAUGGUGACCCCCAUGCAAUUACGGUUCAAGAAAAAAAACCGAAAGAAGAGAGAGAAACAAAACUGCCUGUGCGUGGGAAAAGGUUCACUCGUAAAUCAACCCUUGGUGACCAUAGUAAAGCCCACACAGCAAAGAAACAAUAUAAAUGCCUUGAGUGUGGAAAGAGUUUCAGGGACAAUUCUGGUCUUCUCACCCAUCAAAGAACACACACAGGGGAGAAACCAUUUGAAUGUCUGGAGUGUGGAAAAGCAUUUCGUUGGAGGGGGGCAUUUACUGCCCAUCAGAGAAUCCACUCAGGGGAGAAACCAUUUCAGUGUUUGGAGUGUGGAAAGAGUUUCAGGGACAAAGCUGACCUUCUGGCCCAUCAAAGAACACACACAGGGGAGAAACCAUUUGAAUGUUUGGAGUGUGGAAAAGCAUAUCAUUGGAGGGGGGGACUUACUGUCCAUCUGAGAAUCCACUCAGGAGAGAGACCAUUUCAAUGCUUGGAGUGUGGACAGAGAUUCCGCCAGAGUAGUGCCCUUAAAGUGCAUCAAAGAACUCACACAGGGGAAAAACCAUUUAAAUGUCCAGAGUGUGGAAAAUAUUUCAGUCAGGGCUAUCGCCUUAAGCUCCAUCAAAGAACGCAUACAGAUGAAAAACCAUAUAAAUGUGUAGAGUGUGGAAAGAGAUUUAUCGAGAAGGAUGAGCUUACUUCCCAUCAGAGAAUUCACACAGGAGAAAAACCGUUUGAAUGUUCGCAGUGUGGAAAGAAGUUCAAUCAUAAGGGAAGCCUUACUAGUCAUCAGAGAAUUCACACAGAAGAGAACCCAUUUAAAUGCCUGGAUUGCGGAAAGAGUUUCAGGGACAAUUCUGGCCUUCUUGCCCAUCAAAGAAUGCACACAGGGGAGAAACCAUUUAACUGUCUGGAGUGUGGAAAAGCAUUUCGUUGGAGGGGGGCACUUACUGCCCAUCAAAGAAUCCACUCAGGGGAGAAGCCAUUUCAAUGCUUGGAAUGUGGAAAGAGAUUCAGCCGGAAGGGUGCCCUUCAGGUACAUCAAAGAACUCACACAGGGGAAACACCAUUUCAAUGUCUGGUGUGUGGAAAGAGUUUCAAGCAAGAGGGAAGUCUCACUAUUCAUCAAAGAAUUCAUACAGGAGAAGGAAACCCAUUCAAAUGCCUUGAGUGUGGAAAGGGUUUCAGGGAUAAUGCUGACCUUCUUGCCCAUCAAAGAACACACACAGGGGAGAAACCAUUUGAAUGUCUAGAGUGUGGAAAAGCAUUCGGUUGGAGGGGGGCACUUACUGUCCAUCAGAGAAUCCACUCAGGGGAGAAACCAUUUCAGUGUUUGGAGUGUGGAAAAAAAUUCCGGCAAAGGGGUUCCCUUCAAUACCAUCAAAGAACUCACACAGGGGAAAAACCAUUUCAAUGCCUUGAGUGUGGAAAGAGCUUCCGCCUGGCUUCUCUCCUUGUUAACCACGAAGGAACACAUACAGAUGAGAAACCAUAUAAAUGUCUGGAGUGUGGGAAAAGCUUCAGAAAUACCUCUGCUCUUAAUUCCCAUCAAAAAAUCCACACAGGGGAGAAACCAUUUAAAUGCCUGGAGUGUGGAAAGGGCUUCCAUCGGAAGCGUGCUCUUGCUUUACAUCAAAGAAUUGACAAAGGAGAGAAAUCGUUUAAAUGCUUGGAGUGUGGAAAGAGCUUCAGGUGGAGUUCUGCCCUUCUCGCCCAUCAAAGAACCCACACGGGGGAGAAACCAUUUCACUGCCUGGAAUGUGGGAAAGCAUUUAAUCAGAGGGGAGCACUUACUAUCCAUCAAAAAACGCACUCAGGGGAGAAGCCAUUUAAAUGUUUGGAGUGCGGAAAGGGAUUCCGCCAGAGCAGUGCCCUUCAAUGCCAUCAGAGAAUUCACACGAGGGAGAAGCCAUUUAAAUGCUGGGAGUGUGGAAAGGUCUUCAGGAAAAAGGAGGCCCUUACCUUACAUCAAAGAAUUCACACACAGACCUCUUCAGUAGAGGAGGGGUCCAAUCCCCCAGAACAGGCCUCUCCUAGAGUACACCUAAAGCAAGAUGAAGGAUCCUCUGGGAGCAAUGCCUCAUCUGUGGUCCCCCGCAAUCCAGUCAACCCUGUCCUGAGUCCAGUCAUGAUUCCAGACUCUCCUUCCACCACCCAGGAUUCAGCAGAGCAGCAAUGGCAGUGUAUCCGGUGGGAUACUCAGAGCCAUGGUGGCAGAGCUCUCCUGACUCCCAGAAUACCAUUUUGUCCAGAGUACGCUCAUGAGGAAGACCCUUCUCAGGAACAAGGGUCUAUUUAUCUGGAGGAAGACCCAGAUGUGACUACCGAUGAGGCACAGUUAGCUACAACUGCUGAAUCAGGGCCAUCCAGAACAUAGGCUCCCAGUCUCUCCCAGACCUUUCCUUCGUUAACAGCUCCCAUAGAGCAAUCGGAGUCCAGGUAUGGGCCUGAGUCAGGGGAAGCUAUUUAACGGUCUGGAAUAUUACACACCUCAUAUUUCAGACAAAUCAUUUAAUUGCUGUCUAGACGAGGGAGAAUCCGUAGAAAUGCUCGAAAUAUGGUAUUCUCUGUUCUCAUAAAAUAGGCCUUAACAGACACCCGAGGAUUCAUGUUUCUUUACGUAAGGCCCAAGAACGGUUCCGGUUUUAGUGUGAGCUUUUAUAAUGCAUCAAGUGAUGCAUGUGUGUGUUUCUCACACACAUGUACAAGCACAGGGACUGUGGGACGUGCUUUAGUGAAUAGAAAUAUUCCUUUUUAAUGACAUUGUUGUGGAAGAGAAAUCAUUUAAAGGCGUAGAAUAUAAUCAGAUAGGUUAUACAACCCCAGGGGGCUGUAGAUGAAUUGGGAAAUUUGGGGAACAUCGCAUACCCUGUUUUCCACAGUCAUGUGCUGACAGCACUGCAUAAGUGUAGGGGGCUAGACUGGCCAAACCCAAGAUAUAUUUCUUCCCGAGGCAAACGAAAAGAUGGCGCCCAGAUCCUCCCCAUGUAUGCAACUCAAUCCAACGGACAGUGGGACCUUCCUGGCCUGAGCCAUAUCCAUGUGGCAAGAGAUGCUGUUGCCGCUCCCACAAUGAUGUCAUGACUGGAAUCCUGUUGUGCCCCUGUUCUGGUACAGGUGGACACUCAUGGCAGCAGGUGAGAUUAAGAGGCGCGGUGAGGCCUUAACAUAAGACGAGCCAUGCUGGAUCAGACCAAGGGCCCGUCUAGCCCAGCACUGUUCACACAGUGGCCAAUCGGCUGUCCAGAAACUUCAGCUGGUCCAAGAUCGGGCAGCAAGAUCAUUAAUGGGGACUGAUCAAUACCAUCAUGUAAAGCUGUCUACCAGGCCAAAUUCAAAUUGCUGAUAGUAACUUUUAAAGGCCUGAAUGGCUUGUGACCAGGUUACAUGAAGGAUUGUCUCCUUCCAAAUAUACCUGCCGGCAGCCUGAGGUCGUCGUUCAGAGGCUUUCUUCUGGGUGUCUGCCAAAUCAAAUGACUUGUGUGGCUCCUACAGAGAGAGCCUGCUUCGUGGUGGCACCCCAGCUGUGGAAUGCUCUUCCCAGAGAGGCUCGCCUGCUGCCCACAUUGCGUUCUUUUUAGUGCCAGGGGAAGACCUUGCCACGCCUGGUCUUUGUAGACCUUCCAUUUGUUUCAUAAUAUAGGUUCUUGUUAUUUUUGAUCCUUCCAGAAUGUUCUUUUUUACAUUGGUUUUAUUCUGUUUUCAUCUGUCAAACAUUUUAUGUUUUAUCAUGUCGUAUUUAACAGUUUCUAAAUGUUUGUGAACUGCCCAGAGAGCUUUGGCCAUUAGGUGGUAUAGAAGACUAAUAAAUAAACAAAUAGUUUCCUCUGA
Molecule: messenger RNA, 4112 nt
Organism: Elgaria multicarinata webbii
Lineage: Eukaryota; Metazoa; Chordata; Lepidosauria; Squamata; Anguidae
Product: oocyte zinc finger protein XlCOF6-like
Exons: 3
Coding region: 139-2658 (839 amino acids)
Biological process (GO): regulation of transcription by RNA polymerase II
Molecular function (GO): DNA-binding transcription factor activity, RNA polymerase II-specific; RNA polymerase II cis-regulatory region sequence-specific DNA binding
Source: RefSeq, a predicted model, not a curated record